CUGAUUCACCAAAAAAAAAUAGAAAAAAAAAAAUUAACACCAUUCCGUCGCCUAUUGGGCGGAAUCCUCCGGGAGCUCGACACGGAGAGAGAGUGUGGCGUUUUGCUGAAAUCAUAGGCGUGGUUCUGGAUGGAGAUGCUCCGUCUGCUCCCGCUGGGAUCCCCACCUGCCGUCACACCGCAUCUGUCAUCGAGCCAGCUGGUAUUUUCCUGUGCUCGAGCCACUACAGCGUGAAUUUGAUUAGAUUUUUAUUUUUGUCACAGGGGAUAUUGAUUUCCUUUUCUCGUCCGGGGGUGUAGUGUAAUUACAGCGCCGUUAAACGUGCAGGGCGCCCGGUUUUAAUCACCUCCACAGCGGCGGCGGCGGCGGCGGCGCACGGUCUUCUUGGCGGAGAUAAACAAGAGCGGACGGCGCGUCUCUUGGCCUCCAGGCAGCAGCAGCGGUGGAAAAGGAACCACGGCGGAGACCCUGGUACAUGUACAGGGCUGUUUGACGCGCAGGUCGUGACCGCAGCGGUUCGCAAGGAUGGAAAUUACACGCAAGAUGCCCAAAAGAUCGCCGUGGCUCGGCUUCCUCGUAGUGGCGUCUCUUUUACUUGUAGUGGACAGCAAGAGAGCCAGGCAGCCCCGCUGUCCCUCAUCAUGUACAUGUACCAAAGAUAACGCGUUGUGUGAAAGCGCAGGACUGAUCCCUCGCAGCUUCCCCCCCGAUGUCAUAUCACUAUCAUUCGUCAAGUCUGAAUUCACUGAAAUCCCGAAAGAGAGCUUCAUCCACACGCCUGCCCUGCAUCUCCUCCUCUUCACAGCCAACAACCUGGAAUCUAUAAACGAGGAUGCUUUCCUUGGUCUUCCUCAUCUGGAGUAUCUGUUCAUCGAAAACAACCAAAUCAAGUCGAUUUCACCAAAUGCUUUCCGUGGACUGAAAACCUUAGUGCAUCUGAGUCUGGCCUACAAUAAUCUGGAGACUCUGCCCAAAGAUUUAUUCAAGGGUCUUGAGGCCUUGACGAAAGUAGACCUGCGAGGGAACCAGUUCACCUGUGACUGUAAGCUGAAGUGGUUGGUGGAGUGGAUAUACAGCACCAAUGCUACAGUGGAUCAGAUUUACUGUAAAGGCCCGGCCUUACAGCUGGACAAGAAGAUCAACGAUCUAGUGCCACAGUCCUUCGACUGCAUCACUACAGAGUUUGCUUCCUACCAGUCCCUGAAGUUUGAAUCCAUAUCGGUAGAGGCAUUUUCCUUUGGGGAUGACCAGUAUGUGGUGUUUGCCCAGCCCUUCAUUGGGAAAUGCAGCUUUCUAGAGUGGGAUCAUGUGGAGAUGGUCUUCAGAAACUACGAUGAUAUUGACAGCACAUCCACAGUGAUUUGCAAACCUCUGGUCAUUGACAACCAGCUCUUUAUCAUUGUGGCUCAGCUGUUUGGCGGCUCACACAUCUAUAAGCGAGACACCUCUGCCAACAAAUUUAUCAAGCUCCAAGGCAUUGACAUCCUCAAAACCCGCAAACCAAACGAUGUGGAGACGUUCCGCAUCGAUGGAGAAUCCUUCUUCGUAAUAGCAGACAGCUCCAAGGCCGGUUCCACCACCAUCUACAAGUGGAACGGCAAUGGCUUCUACACUCAUCAAUCACUCCACCUGUGGUACCGGGACACUGAUGUGGAGUACAUGGAGAUCUCCUCCAAACCUCACCUGAUCCUGUCAAGCAGCUCCCAGAGGCCGGUCAUCUACCAGUGGAACAAAAGCUCCAAGCUCUUUGACAGACGCACCGACAUCCCAGAGAUGGAGGACGUCUACGCUGUGAAGCAUUUUCAGGUCAAAUCCGACCUCUUCAUCUGUCUAACGCGCUUCAUUGGCGACUCCAAAGUGAUGCGCUGGGACGGAGCCCUCUUCAGAGAGUUGCAGACCAUGCCCUCUCGUGGCUCCAUGGUGUUUCAACCCUUUACUGUGGGAAGCUGGCAGUACGCCAUCCUGGGCAGCGAUUACUCUUUCACCCAGGUGUACCGCUGGGAUGCCAAGAAGGGUGAGUUUGUUCAUUUCCAGGAGGUGAACAUCCAGGCGCCAAGGGCCUUCUCUCCAGUCUCCAUAGACAACCGGCAGUUCCUGCUGGCCUCAAGUUUCAAAGGGAAAACUCAGAUUUAUGAGCACCUGGUCAUUGAUUUGAGCAACUGAGUGAUUGUUUUCUUGACUGAUUGGCUGAUUGUUUGAGUGGUUUGAGAUGUUUAGAGAUGGCUGUUGCAACAGAUCCAGUGCUGAACAGGAUUAUCAGUUGAUCCUAACUUGAGCAAGGCAUGCAUUACCCUUUCCUUUUUUAAAAUCUUCCAUUGAAAUUAGUGCAUGAUACAUGAUCUCAACCAAAUAUAUUUGGCUGAGAUGCAUGUUGAGUUCAGUGAACGCCUCUCAAGUUAGGACUAGACCCAAUAUGUUGUCAAGACAUUAAUGCAUGACCAGGGCCUCACAUGGCCGUCUCAUCCUGAUAAAUGCCGCAUCCAUUCUCAUUAAUCCAUUAAAUCUUGCAUUGGCCAGUAAGUAAUUUUUUUUUGUGUUCAGCUUUUUCAUGUGACUCUGCAUUGUUUUUACAUUUGUAAUCUCAUAUAUUUAUCUACAGAAAAUAAUAUUGAAACAGUACUUUUUAACCUAUUAACAUGUUUAACUGAACAAAUCUGCCAAAACGAAAUGUUUACAAAUUUUUCUGUCUUUCCACUUGUACGCUAAAAGAUUUGUAAAUGAGGUUUUUGUAAGUUUAAGAGGGACCACACCAGUUAGAUACAUAUUUGUUAAGGAGAAUGAUUUGAAAUUAUGUUUAUAAUUUGGGAAAUAUCAACAGAAAUGUUGUGUGAGAAUCUACCUGUAAAUCCUUGUGAAUUACAUUUUUAUCGUUAAUGGUUUAUAAUGUUUAAAGUAUUGAAAAUACAGUUUUUCAUAAGACGUAUGGAAAACAUUUUGGGAAAACUUGGAACUAUUUUCACACACUUAAAGGAACUGAAAUGAAAAACUGAGGAUAUUGUUCAUAAUGCUUUACCUUUGACUAACAUGUAUGCAAAAUACAUCAAUUGUGUCAUGA
This is a messenger RNA of Dicentrarchus labrax (European seabass), 3055 nucleotides long. RefSeq names its product leucine-rich glioma-inactivated protein 1. The record is from RefSeq and is a predicted model, not a curated record. Gene Ontology annotation, molecular function: protein binding. The coding region runs from base 526 to 2163 and encodes 545 amino acids. Gene Ontology annotation, biological process: myelination. The transcript is spliced from 8 exons. NCBI's taxonomy places the organism in Eukaryota, Metazoa, Chordata, Actinopteri, Moronidae.